Molecule: messenger RNA, 1206 nt
Organism: Hirsutella rhossiliensis
Lineage: Eukaryota; Fungi; Ascomycota; Sordariomycetes; Hypocreales; Ophiocordycipitaceae
Product: pyridine nucleotide-disulfide oxidoreductase domain-containing protein
Exons: 3
Coding region: 1-1206 (401 amino acids)
Molecular function (GO): oxidoreductase activity
Source: RefSeq, a predicted model, not a curated record
AUGUGGCUCACAAAGUCCAGACUCCUUCUCUUUGUCUUCUCUCUCGCCGCCGCCUCUCCCGCGCCUUGCAACUUCUCCGCUCCGGCCGUGUGGGCCGUCUACGAUGUCAUCGUCGUGGGCGGCGGUCCUUCGGGCAUCGCCGCCUUGAGCGCCCUCGCCCGGGUUGGUCGCAGGGCCUUGAUGCUCGAUUCAGCCGAAUACCGCAAUGCACGAACCCGACGCAUGCACGAUGUGCCUGGCUCUGACGGGGUUACCCCGUCCUACUUCCGAUGGGCCGCCAUGCAGCAGAUCCGCCGCUACGGAACCGUCCAAGGCACAAACGGGACCGUGGUCGAGAUCCGGUCUUCGGCAGACGACGAGUUCUUUACGGCCGACGUCAGGCUCUUCAACAACACCUGCGCAUCGUAUACCGCGCGCAAGAUCAUACUCGGGACCGGUCUGCGCGACCUUCUCCCCCAAACACCGGGCCUCGAGGAAAACUUUGGAAAGGGCAUCUACUGGUGCCCGUGGUGCGACGGCAUGGAGCACGCAGGCCAGCCGAUGGGCAUCCUGGGCUCGUUUGAGCAGGCCGUCGGGGCCGUCGGCGAGGUGCGCACGCUGCAUUCCGAUAUCAUCGUCUUCGCCAACGGCACCGACACGCCCGAGAACCGGGCACGCGCGGACAAGACGUUUGCGCCCAAUUCUUCUGCGUAUCUGCAGAAACUCAAGGUCAAGGUGGACAACCGCACCAUUACCGGCAUCACGCGGCUCCGAGACGGUGCCGAUGCCCACGCGGACCCCAAGCUGCCCUCGAACCCCGAGCAUGACCUCUUUGAUGUCGAGCUCGCCGGCUCUUCGGGUGUGGAGCGUGUGCAGCGCGCUGUUCUCUUCGCCAACUACCCCAGUGGGCAGCGAUCUACGCUCGGAAAGAACACGGGCGUCGAGCUGCGCAGUGACAGGAUGGCUGUGGACAGCAACAUGCGCACCCGUGUCCCCGGCAUCUACGCCGUCGGAGACGCAAACUCGGACGGCAGCACCAAUGUCCUGCACGCCUUGUACACUGGCAAGAGGGCCGUCGUCGACAUCCACGUGGAACUGGAGAAGCAAGUCAGCAAAGACCUGGUUGCUCGUGCUUCCAAGGGGGACGACGAGGAAGCGCUGCGCCGGCUUUGGACAAGAGUCAACGGCGAGCCCGGCGAUUUACUGUACGCUGGCGAGUACCGGUAG